CGAACGAAACUUUUACGUCGAUGAUGGACUGACGAGUGUUGCAACCAAAGAUGAAGCUAUAAAGUUGGUAAAAGAAGUGAGGGAACUCUGCAGUGUUGGCAAACUGAGAAUUCACAAGUUCAUUUCCAACAACCAUGAUGUCCUUGCAUCCAUUCCGGAGGAUGAAUGUGCAGAUUCAGUGAGAAACCACGACAUGGCUCUUGGAGGGUCACAAAUUGAGAGAGCUUUGGGAAUCAAAUGGUGUGUCGUUUCAGACCAGUUCCAUUUCAGAGUGAUUGUGGAUGAACGCCCACUCUCUAGAAGAGGAGUUUUAUCAACCGUGGCAUCCAUCUAUGACCCUCUUGGGUUUGUGGCACCAUUUAUUCUGGUCGGGAAGCAAAUACUCCAAGAGAUGUGUCGAGAUAAGAUUGGAUGGGAUGAGUCAUUGUCAGAAGAUCUCAAACCACGGUGGGAGUCCUGGCUGUUGGAUUUGAAGAAUCUGGCUGAUGUCAAGAUUCAAAGAUGUUAUCUCCCAGAAGGUUUUGAGAAAGUUGAAAGAUAUGAAUUGCAUCAUUUCUCAGAUGCAAGUGUUAAAGGGUAUGGUGAAUGUUCUUACUUGAGAGCAAUCAGUGUAUCAAACCAAGUCAGCUGUUCCCUAGUUAUUGGCAAGGCCAGGGUGACUCCUACGAAGAUUACCACAAUACCCAGGCUUGAGCUGUCAGCAGCUGUUAUUGCUGUUCGAACUAGUGACCUGCUUAAAAGGGAGUUGGAAGUUCAAGCCCAAGAAUUCUUCUGGACGGACUCGAAGGUCGUUCUUGGAUACAUUAACAACAACGCUAGACGGUUUCACAUAUUUGUGGCCAAUCGUAUUCAACCUAUACAAGAAGGUUCCGAUCCAGAUCAGUGGAGAUACGUGUCCUCUGAAGACAACCCUGCUGAUCAUGCUUCGCGGGGUCUGACAGCAAAGGGACUAAUUACUUCCAACUGGCUCACUGGUCCAGAUUUUCUCUGGCAUGACAAACUUCCUGCUUGUGAUGUUAAGGUGGGAGACUUGGGAGCUGAAGAUCCAGAACUUCGCAGCACCUUCGUCCAUAAGACAUUGGCGACAGAAGAUUCGCUGCUUAAUCAUUUCUCAAGGUUCUCAAGCUGGACAAGACUAGUUAAAGCCAUUGCACGACUCAUGCGAUGUGUCAAAGAGGGCAAGGGUUUGGUGUCUAGAACCAACGAAGUCACCAGUCUUGAGGAACGAAAAGAGGCGGAGCUUUUCAUCAUAUCUACCGUCCAAAAGGAAGUGUUUUCUGAAGAAAUCAAAGACCUAAAAUCCAAGAAGCAGAUAACAAGGGACAGCACAAAUAGGCUGCGCAAACUGAAUCCUUUCUUGGAUGAAAUGGGUGUGCUCAGAGUAGGAGAGCUACUUGAUGACAUGACAAGUGAUGCCUUUAUUAAUGCUCUGCGAACAUUGAUUGCCAUUCGUGGAAAUGUUCGGCAGCUUCGAUCAGAUCAGGGAACCAACUUUGCUGGAGCAAGACGAGAGUUCUUGGAAUCUCCAUAUGGGUGGAGCCUGGGAAAGGCAGAUCAGGACGAUAAGGAGUGUGCUGACGUCCAUCCUGGAUCAUUCGUCCAAAAGACUUGA
This is a messenger RNA of Archocentrus centrarchus (flier cichlid), 1612 nucleotides long. RefSeq lists its product as uncharacterized. The coding region runs from base 194 to 1612 and encodes 472 amino acids. NCBI's taxonomy places the organism in Eukaryota, Metazoa, Chordata, Actinopteri, Cichliformes, Cichlidae. The transcript has 3 exons. The record is from RefSeq and is a predicted model, not a curated record.